Molecule: messenger RNA, 2318 nt
Organism: Carya illinoinensis
Lineage: Eukaryota; Viridiplantae; Streptophyta; Magnoliopsida; Fagales; Juglandaceae
Exons: 15
Coding region: 853-2040 (395 amino acids)
Source: RefSeq, a predicted model, not a curated record
UGCUUGGAAUUUUUCUUUUCGGCUUGGUUACUCAGUUUUAAUAUAGUUUAAUGUUACGGGAAUUUGCUUCAAUCUUUUGAUACCCGGUAAAACAGCCAAGAAAGAAAAAAAAAAAAACACUUCCACUUAGCUGAAGCAAAUUCAAGUCCGACUCUUAAGCUUUGAUUUUGGUUCCAAGUUUAUACUUUUUCUUUUGGUUUAAUAAUUUCCGUGGGUUUUCUCUGUAUUCUGAGGCUGUCAGUAAGUGUUCUUUAAAUUAUGACGGAACUGACUAUAUAUUGAAAAUUUUUAUUUUGGGCUUUCUGGUAUUUGAGAUUUUAUUAAUUGGUUUUAAAUUUUAUGUUGUAAUUGGCCUCGUGUGAUCGGUCUCUAUUUCUGAAGUUGCUGUCCUGCUCCAUUGAACAAACAAUGUUAGAUAAAUGUGAAGCCAAUAAUUGUAUAUUCAUUCCCCGAAUACUUUUGGAAUUAUUUGCUUUUAAUUCCUGAGCUAACUUUGUGCUGAAGUUAGUUGGGGAAACCCAGCGUCUCCUGUCAUCUCUCUUUUAUUAAGGCUGUGUUUGUGUCGGCUGAACAUAUUUUCUGGGAAAAUAUAUUGAUCUCUUGACCUGUUUAAGAAGGGGAACAAGAGAGGUCAACGGGGAAGGACUAGUGGGUCAAUGAGAAAUCACGUGUCUUCCACCUUUUAUUUCACGCAUUCUUCUUCACGCAUUGGUUUUCUUCCAUGAGGGUCUCUGCUACUUUCAUGGAGGAUUGGCAUCUCUAAACUUGUUAGAUAGAACAUAUCAGCUCCCACUUUCUACAUUGAAGCCUAUUUUUGGUGAAUAUACAGCCAGAAGAUUGUAAAUAUAUAAUAUGGGAAACCUUACUCGCAGAAAACCAAAUGAGACCAUGAGGCUUAUUGUUACUACAUUUGUUGGAGUGGUUUUUGGCUUUUUUGUAGGAGUAUCAUUUCCAACCUUGUCAACUAAGGUGAAUCUUCCAUCCAGCCUUUUUCCUACCAUUGACAUCUCAUACAUUAAAUAUAAAGAAUCAGGCAUUCGAAAUGCCUGGUCAUCUGUGAAUAAUAAUAAUGAUAGCAGAUCAACUCAAGCUCAAAAGUUGAAUGAUACAUCAAAGAUAUUGGUUCCAUCUAAUCCUAGAGGUGCAGAAAGACUACCUCCAGGUAUUGUUGAAGCUGAGUCAGACUUCUACCUACGAAGAUUGUGGGGUAAGCCCAGUGAGGACUUAACCAGCAAACCACGGUAUCUUGUAACCUUCACUGUAGGUUAUGAACAGAGGAAGAAUAUUGAUGCAGCAGUGAAAAAGUUUUCAGGGAAUUUUACAAUCCUUCUAUUUCAUUACGAUGGCCGAACAACCGAAUGGGAUGAGUUUGAGUGGUCAAAGCGUGCUAUUCAUGUGAGCAUUCGUAAACAAACUAAAUGGUGGUAUGCUAAACGCUUUCUGCAUCCUGACAUCGUGGCUCCAUACGACUACAUAUUUAUCUGGGAUGAAGACCUGGGAGUGGAGCAUUUUAAUGCGGAAGAAUACAUAAAACUAGUGAGGAAGCAUGGCUUGGAGAUUUCACAGCCUGGUUUGGAACCUAGCAGAGGAUUAACAUGGAAAAUGACAAAGAGAAGAGGUGACCGUGAAGUUCACAAAGAAACAGAUGAGAAACCUGGCUGGUGCACUGACCCACGUAUGCCUCCCUGUGCAGCGUUUGUUGAAAUCAUGGCUCCAGUGUUUUCGCGAGAUGCAUGGCGCUGUGUGUGGCAUAUGAUUCAGAAUGACUUGGUCCAUGGGUGGGGUCUUGACUUUGCUCUUAGAAAAUGUGUAGACCCUGCGCAUGAGAAGAUUGGAGUUGUAGAUUCACAAUGGAUUGUUCAUCAAACCGUUCCCUCACUUGGGAACCAGGGAGAAACACAGAAUGGGAAGGCACCAUGGCAAGGGGUAAGGGAGAGGUGUAGGAAGGAGUGGACAAUGUUCCAAAGUCGGAUGACAAAAGCGGAACAUACAUAUUUUAAGGACAUGGGAAUUGACCCUUCCAAUUCGACAGUUAAUUAGAGGACAGCAACAUAAUAUAUGAUCGUACGCUACCAGCACCACCUGCCCUGAGGUUACUAAUUGCAUUGCUUUGUAAAAUGCAUCAUCACAUUUAGUUAAGCACAAUCGUGGAAAGCCAUACAAAAUUUUAGUAGUUAGCAUGGAGGGCAUCUCUCUCUCUCUCUCUCUCUCUCUCUCUCUCUCUCUCUAAGUAAAGAUAAUAUGGAGGGCAUCUAGGAUUGUAUGCAACUAUAUUACUUAAAUAAUGCAAGAGGAAAUAUUUUUUGAUUGAUUUUCAA